Messenger RNA from Acyrthosiphon pisum (pea aphid), 3777 nucleotides. Its product is annotated as putative multidrug resistance-associated protein lethal(2)03659. Bases 76 to 3486 code for a protein of 1136 amino acids. The transcript is spliced from 21 exons. Gene Ontology annotation, cellular component: membrane. The record is from RefSeq and is a predicted model, not a curated record. Gene Ontology annotation, biological process: transmembrane transport. NCBI's taxonomy places the organism in Eukaryota, Metazoa, Arthropoda, Insecta, Hemiptera, Aphididae. Gene Ontology annotation, molecular function: ATP binding; ATP hydrolysis activity; ABC-type transporter activity.
UCAAAUGACGUGAUUCGAUUUGAUUUAACAAUUGUAUACAUAGGUUAUGUAUUUAUUGGCCCUUUAGAAACAAUAAUGGUAACAUACUUUUUAUGGAAAGAAGUAGGCGUGGCGUCAAUUCUUGGAGUUGCUACAUUUAUCGUUUUUCUACCAUUGCAAGCAUGGUUGGGUUCAAGUAUAUCAAAUUAUCGACUUAAAACAGCUAAUAGAACAGAUGCAAGAGUUAGUUUAAUGAAUGAAAUAAUUUCUGGCAUACAAGUAAUUAAAAUGUAUACCUGGGAACAUUUUUUUACCAAACUAACUGAAUUUGCCAGAAAAAAAGAAAUAGACCAAAUUACUAAAACGGCAUAUAUCAAAGCUACAUUAUUGUCAUUUUCUGUGUUCAACACAAGACUCGCUUUAUUCUUAAGUGUUCUUUUAUAUGUAAUACUCGGAAAUUAUAUAACUGCAUCAAAAGUUUUUAUAAUUACAUCGUAUUAUAAUAUUUUGCGAGUAUCUAUGGCGGUUACUUUUCCUGUUGGAAUUGGUUUGAUUGCUGAAUUACUAGUUUCUAUUAAAAGAAUUGAGGAUUUUCUUUUACGUGAAGAAAAAGAUAAACAACCGAUAAUUCAAACGAAAACCAUAAAUGAAUUUGACAAUUCAAGACUUAACGACAUCAGUAAAAUGCCAAAUAAUAUUAACAAUCAAGAUGAUACUGAACAAUUAAGUAAUUAUCGUAUUGUUGUUUCGAACGUUACUGCCAAGUGGACAGACUCUCAAACUGAUAAUACUUUAGAAAAUAUAAAUUUAACCGUAAGAGCAAGUCGUUUGGUUGCAAUAAUUGGUCCAGUAGGAGGCGGAAAAAGUUCGUUGAUACAAGCCAUCUUACGAGAAUUGUCACUGUCUAAAGGAAGUAUUUCAGUGCAUGGUGUGGUAUCAUACGCAUCCCAACAACCCUGGUUAUUUGCAGGUUCUGUUCAAGGAAAUAUUCUUUUUGGUUUGCCAAUGGAUAGAAACCGUUACAAUAAAAUUAUAGAAGUAUGUGCGUUAAAAACAGACUUGGAUCAAUUUCCAUAUGGUGAUAGAACAAUUGUUGGAGAAAGAGGAAUUUCUCUUAGUGGUGGACAAAGGGCAAGAAUAAAUUUGGCCAGAGCUAUAUACAAAGAAGCAGAUAUUUAUUUACUGGAUGAUCCUCUGUCGGCUGUUGACAAUAAUGUUGGCAAACACUUAUUUGCAAAAUGUAUUAAAGAAUUCCUCAAAGAAAAAACAUGUAUACUUAUUACUCAUCAAUUACAAUACUUAACCAAUGUAGACCAAAUAGUAUUAAUAGAAAAUGGCAAAAAAAUAGCCGAAGAUUCGUACAAAAACCUUCAAGAAUCCGGAUUAAAUUUUACCAAAAUGUUAGGGUCUCCAAUAGAACCUGUGGUAACGUCUGAUAAUGAAGUUAUUACGAAAAGUAAUAGACCAAAAUUUCGAAGCCAAAAUUCCAUUUAUACUCGACAAGUGUCUGUGUUGAGUGUUACGUCAACUGUCGAAGAAAGUAAUUACAAUAAUGUUCAGGUUGAAGUUGUAGAAAUUGUUGAACCUAUUGAAGUAGCUGAAACUCGCUCUUUUGGAAAUUCUGGAUUCAGUAAUUACUUAUCAUAUUUCUCUGCCGGCGGACACAAGUGCAAAAUAUUCUUAUUUCUAUUGAUAUGUAUCUUAACUCAAAUACUAUCUUCCAGUGGUGAUAUUUGGAUAACUUACUGGGUAAAUUUAGAAGAACACGUUUUUCGUCCAGUUAGCCAUUUAGAACCCGAGAAUAAUAGUACACCGACAAGAUGUAAUUCAUCCAAUACAUUAAUUCAAUGGAUAGUAGAUCGUCAAACAUGUAUUAUCGUGUUUACUGUAAUUACAAUAUCUGUUAUAAUAUCUACAUUAAUUAGAUCAGCUUUCUUUGUAUCAGUAUGCACAACAUCUUCUACAAAUCUACAUAACCGUAUGUUAGGAUCAAUUAUAAGAGCAACAAUGUACUUUUUCAAUAAAAAUCCAUCAGGAAGAAUACUUAAUCGUUUUUCGAAAGAUAUAGGAUCUAUUGAUGAAAUGUUACCUUUCGUAUUAAUGGAUGUUAUACAAAUUGGAUUGAUUGUGAUUGGAAUAUUAAUUAUUGUUGGAAUAACCAAUCCAUACCUUAUUAUACCGACAUUAAUCAUAGUGGUCAUAUUUUUCAAAAUCAGAAAUAUUUAUAUGACAAUAUCACAAAGUAUUAAACGUUUAGAAGGAGUCACACGAAGUCCUGUAUUUACUCAUUUAAAUGCAUCCCUUCAAGGAAUAACAACUAUAAGAGCAUUUGAAGCAGAACAAAUUCUUUCCGCAGAAUUUUCCAUCCAUCAAGAUUUACAUUCUUCAGCUUGGUAUUUAUUUAUUUGUUCGAGUAGAGCGUUUGGAUUUUGGUUGGAUUUAACCUGCCUUAUAUAUAUAAGUAUCGUGACGUUUUGUUUUUUAUUUAUUGGCAAAGACACAUAUAGUGGAAAUGUCGGUCUUGCUAUAACUCAGUCAAUAGGACUAAUUGGUUUAUUUCAAUGGGGAAUGAGGCGGUCGGUUGAGCUAGAAAACCAAAUGACAUCUGUUGAAAGAGUACUCGAGUACACAGUUUUACCCCAAGAACCAGGACUUGAAUCACCUCAAAAUAAAAAGCCACCAAAAGACUGGCCUGAUAAGGGUCAAAUAACAUUCAACAAUUUUUAUCUACGAUAUGACAUAGAUACGCCUUAUGUCUUAAGUAAUCUAAACAUUAACAUUGAACCUACAGAAAAAAUUGGAAUUGUCGGUAGAACUGGUGCAGGGAAAUCAUCGUUAAUUGGAGCAUUGUUUAGAUUAGCCCUCAAUGAGGGUAAUAUAACUAUCGACAACCUUGAAAUACAUGAGUUGGGACUACACGAAUUACGAUCCAAGCUUACUUUUAUACCUCAAGAACCAGUUUUAUUUUCAGGAACCGUACGCAAUAAUUUAGAUUUAUAUGAUGAAUAUUCUGAUCACGAAAUUUGGAGUGUAUUAAAUGAAGUUGAACUUAAAGAUAUGGUGGAGGAUUUACCAAAUGGUCUAAACUCAAAAAUGUCCGAUGGCGGAUCUAACUUUAGUGUCGGCCAAAGACAAUUGGUGUGUUUGGCUAGAGCAAUUUUGCAAAACAAUAGAAUUCUGGUAUUAGAUGAAGUCACUGCAAAUGUUGAUCAUCGGACAGAUGCAUUAAUUCAAAACACAAUUAGAAAUAAAUUUCGAAUGUGCACAGUUUUAACGAUUGCUCAUCGUUUGAAUACUGUAAUGGACUCUGACAAGAUCCUUGUAAUGGACGGCGGAACAGUGGCGGAAUUCGAUCAUCCAUUUAGAUUAUUGAAAAACCCCAACGGAAUUUUCUAUAAAAUGGUGAAACAAACUGAUCACACCACUGCGCGUUUGUUACAUAAUACGGCUGCGGAGAAUUACAAGAAUAUCGAUAUACGAAGAAGAACCCUUAAAGAAGUUUGGUGAAAAGUAAAUAGUAUUAUAUAACUUAACUAGGGCAUUGAUUUAUAUGUAUUUUAUUUUCACUAAGACUUGAUGAAUUAAUAUUUAGGCAAGUGAUAAAUUCGUUUCACGUGAUUUUCAAUUGAAGCUAUAUUUGAUUUUACAUAGUCUUACAUAUUUCGUGAUAAAUACAUGUUUUUACAUAUUUCUCACAUGGGUACUCACUACUCAUAGGACACAGACUCUUUUGACAAUUAUUUAAACUAAUAUUCUAUUACUUUUUUUUUUUUUUUUAAAUUAAUCUUUAACUUUGGU